AUGAUGCUCAAGCCUCCAAGAAAGACCUCCUUCAACCGCGAUAUUAUGAGCUUUUCUUGAGCAACUUCGAUAGAAAAAGUAUGAGUCAGUAUUUAUGUAGUCAACUUACAUGACUAGCAUCAGGUUUUGCCGGUCGGGGAAAGCGAAAUUAAACGCGGCAAAAGCUUGCGCAAUUAAGGAGAAGUUUAUCAGAGAGUUAGCUUAAGUUGCUAGCUCAAUGUGUUCAAGAAGUCACAGCCGUUUGUCUCAAUAUGUUGCCGGGUGAGCAGUGAGCAGAGGACUGGUCGUGUGUUUUGUACCGACAUGUUUUUGCGAGAGGACGAGGCAAAAAGCCUUUGGAGCUCAGAGAAACGACUUCACUAUGGCUGAACAACAAAAACAGCUGCUCCGUUGAUGUGAGGAAAAAGGGUCAGGAGGACAACAUCAGCGACUAUGAGCAGGGAGGAUCAACAGGACAGGGUCUUGUCCACAAGUGAAGACUCUCUGCCGGGCCUCCACAGCUCCAAAACUGACCCUCUGAUCCGCACCCGGCCCCUCAGCGAUAUAUACCCGUUCCACAGUCAUGCUGACAGGACUGCAGCCCCGUAUCUGCUGUCGGGGUGUGGCGCCCAAAUACAGCCGAUGACUGCGGGUCCUGAGGAGAACAGACUGAACGGCAUCAACUCCUCCGCCUGGUCUAACCCUGUUAUAGGUCCGCCUGACGGGAAGCCUUACUCCACCAGGAUUAUGAGGCUUUUUUCCAACCCGAGGAAGGGCCCUCAGAUUCCAACCCCUGACCCUCUCACCUCGACCCACAGCAACGACAGCAACACCCAGCCCUGGUCGGGACUUCCAGGUCUGGGUGUUGUGGACUCCUUCAAAAAGCUCCGCUCCUCUGUGCUGCAGGGUAUACAGAGUAGAGGGGCCGUCAUCCACAAUGGGGAAUACGACCCAUCGGAUCCGGAUAUGGCCAAUGGCGCAGCUGUGGACAGCAAUGACUUUGGUCAAGGUGAUGCAACAAAUGAUUUAAAGUUUGCAGAGGGAUACAGGGCCUCGAAUGGAAAUGAUGAAGGACAAAAGUUUGUCAUGGUGAGCCAGUGUGAAUCAGAUAUUGAGGACUUCGAUGAGGAAGAAAGCGAUCAAGGAGACGGACUCACGCGCAACACGCGACUGUCGAGGAGUAUCCGGAGAGCGUACGGAGCGGGACGUAUCUCUAUACUCGACACGGGGAGUAAGAUGUUCGCAGGAAACGGCACAAAUGAACCCACAAACCAGAACCCAGAUCCGACAUCACAGGUCGAUGUCCAAACAAAGAACUCAAACGAGAACACAAACGUGAAAGUGCUGAGCAGACUGAGCAAAAGUGCAGAUAAUCUUCAUGUAUUUAAGGCACCGUUCAGACGCAAAGCUCCGUCUUCAGGACCUACUUUGCCUCAGGAUGCCCCGGGGUGCAGCACGACAAACGGGACACAAAACAUCCUGAGGUCAGGCAGCGUCUCCUCAUCGGACUUCAGCCACAGGAAGGGCCCUGCAAUGACCAAGGGGCCGAUGCUAAAGCUAGUAGGCAGCAAGACCGACCUCACUGUACGACGCAAGCGAAGCCCCUCCCCCAGCCCCACCUCUCAAGUUCCCUUGUCGCCCCUGACACGUCUUCACGAUGACUACUCCCGCCGUGUGCCUUGCCUGACGACAAAUGAGCGACAGCGCCGGCCCUCGCCCGUCAGAGCCCGGGUCAUGUCUGUUGAACGCUCCCCUCUGCAGCCUGAAUACGAUGUGACCCUGCAGCAGCACCAGGUCCUCAUCGGCCAGGUUUCUGUGGAGCCCCCAGAGGGAACAGAGCACACUUCAACUGGUGUCUCUGCUCAGUAUGAAUCACUGACUACAACAAGUGGUUCUAAAGCAGAAAGUGAUCCAUCUCCUGUCAGCGUGAAGGACUCUUGCCAACAACAAGAACAGACUGAAGUCAACAUGCUCCCACAUGAGGCAUCAUCAGACCAACAAGGCCCAGAAGCAUUUCUCCCAACAGAGGAUGUAUCUCCAACCAGCAGCAGCUCUCCUCUCUCUUCGGCAUGUCUCUCAGAGUCUCCCACAUCGCCCAUAACGCCCACAGACCCUUCAACGGAAACCUCCUCCGUCAAGCCCAGACGAAGGAGUGGACGCACGAGACCUCGGCCCAUCUCCGACUACGGGCAGCUCCUUUCCAGGAAGCACUUUAUUCCAGAGGAAGUGGCAGAACUGUCUGCUGAAGAAAGGACAACAAAUGCAUCGUUGCAUGAAGACUGCAGUGGCGGUGCAUGUGGAAAUGGAGAAAUCCCAGACAGCUGCAGCGUGAACAGAGAAGGCGUGAGGCAGCGUCCGAUCUCAAUGAUCGGAGUUGGGGAUAUGUUCUCUGCUGAUGCUGAGGAGAAGGACCGCCUUCCUGCUCCUCUGUCGCGGCCUCCCAUCCCCUCCCACCAGGUGCCCCCCUACAAAGCGGUGUCUGCAAGGUUUCGCCCCUCCACCCUCUCCCAGAGCACCCCCAUCGGACUGGACCGCGUUGGACGGCGUAAGCUCCACAGAGUGCUCAGCGUUGGUGUGACUGAGAGUUCUGCGACGCUCGAUGACAGCGUGAGUGAGGAGGAGGAGGGCAGCUAUGAUGAACUCAAUGAUUUCACACCGUACCUCCAGCCAGGGGUGGAGCUCUCCGUUCUCAACGAGUGGAUAAGCUCUGGCCACACGGUGUAUGCUGAGGCUCUCUGGGACCAUGUGACCAUGGAAGAGCAGGAGCUGGCCUUUAAGGCUGGAGAUGUUAUCCGUGUCCUGGAUGCCUCGGAUAAGGACUGGUGGUGGGGCAGGGGGGCCGACAGGGAGGCCUGGUUCCCCUCCAGCUUUGUGAGGGUGCGAGUGAACCAGGAGGACUCGAGUGCAGAAAGUGUGGAGAGCGUAGCGGACCAAGAAGAUCCAACUCCCAGAGACACACACAGCGCUCAGCACAAGGAGCAGAUGAGAACCAAUGUGGUUCAGGAAAUCAUGAACACAGAACGCAUCUACAUCAAGCACCUGAAAGACAUCUGUGAGGGUUACAUCCGUCAGUGCCGUAAACACCCAGACAUGUUCACUGAGCUGCAGUUGAAGACCAUCUUCAGCAACAUAGAAGACAUCUACCGGUUUCAGAGGCAGUUUCUCAAAGACCUGGAGAAGAAAUACAACAAAGACCAACCGCAUCUCAGUGAAAUAGGCUCUUGCUUUCUCUUGCAGGACGAGGGCUUCUCUAUCUACUCGGACUACUGUAACACUCACCCAGCAGCCAGUGCUGAGCUGCACCGCCUCAUGAAGUCGGGAAAAUAUAAACAUUUCUUUGAGGCCUGUCGGCUCCUCCAGCAGAUGAUUGACAUUUCCAUCGCAGGGUUCCUGCUCACGCCCGUCCAGAAGAUCUGUAAAUACCCCCUGCAGCUGGGAGAACUGCUGAAGUACACCCCCAAAGACCACAGUGACUUCAGCGGAGUGAGCAAAGCGUACGAGGCUAUGAAGAACGUGGCGAGUCUGAUCAAUGAGAGGAAGAGGCGGCUGGAGAGUGUGGACACCAUCGCUCACUGGCAGGUGGCCAUUCAAAACUGGGAGGGGCCUGAUGUGCUUGAACGCAGCUCAGAGCUGAUCCACUCUGGUGAGCUGACUCGAGGCGUCCGACAGGGCAAAAUGCAGCAGCGCAGCUUCUUCCUGUUCGACCACCAGCUGGUGUUCUGUAAGAAAGACGUCCUGCGCAGAGACCUGCUCCACUACCGGGGGCGGCUGGAUAUGGACCAGACCGAGGUGUUGGACAUGGCCGACGGGAGGGACCUGGACCUGGGCCUGACCCUGAGGAACGCUCUGCGCCUGCGCAACGCCAACACCCUGGAGUUUGUGUGUGUGCUGUGCUGCAGGAAGGCCGAGGACAAGCAGAGGUGGUUACAGGCCUUUGCCAAGGAGCGAUACAGAGUGAAGGAGGACCAGGAGAUGGGAAUGGAGAUCAGUGAAGAGCAAAGAAAACAGGCCAUUGUUAAUGCCAGAAGAGCCAAACAGAAGAAGAGCAAAACCAUUGGUUACUCUGGCUCCGUCCCCACACACCACCCGAACCUGCACCCGCUCCACCAGCGUCACAUCACCAUACCCACCAGCGUGCCUCAGCAGCAGGUCUUCUCAUUGGCCGAGCCCCCGAAACGAAAGCCUUACUAUCUGUUGUACAGCAUCACCCGCAACACCUUUUUCAAGAAAUGAGACUUUGCUCCCUGUUUGUUCCUCCCUGUGCAUGUUCAGACAUCACAACGUCCAGAAGACUCAAAGAACACUUUGUUUUUUCCUGUAUUUUUCUGUGAAUGUCGAUUUGUGUUUUUUGUGCCUCUUGUGUCUUUCUUUGUGUUUGUUUUUGUUGCAUCGUGGCGUUCAGUGCCUACAACUUGGAAGAGGAUUGACCAGUAUUAAAAUACUGACUCCAUUUUGCCGGUGUUAAAGAGUGAAUCCCACCCUUUUUGUCCUAUUAAUUCCAACUGAAAGAUAUUGUUUGUUAAUUAUGACAAAGUGUAUAUUUUGCCUUUACGUUGUCGUACGUUAUUUCACAGAGGCUGGACCCUUUUUGUUUUUCUUCGAGUCUGUCAACUCUGAGCACAGCCAGAGGAUAAAUGAACUGACACAGUCCACUACCUUGUUAACACUGUAAAUAAAACUCUUGUACAAACAUA
This is a messenger RNA of Notothenia coriiceps (black rockcod), 4673 nucleotides long. It is a transcript of the gene spata13, whose product is annotated as spermatogenesis associated 13. Gene Ontology annotation, molecular function: guanyl-nucleotide exchange factor activity; protein binding. The record is from RefSeq and is a predicted model, not a curated record. Bases 433 to 4212 code for a protein of 1259 amino acids. Lineage: Eukaryota; Metazoa; Chordata; Actinopteri; Perciformes; Nototheniidae. The transcript is spliced from 13 exons.